AGCGCACCUUCAUUUUUUUCUUUCUUUCUAGAUUUAAAAUGUAUCGCGAAAAUAGCGGUAUGUCGAGCGAGGGAUUAGGGGAGAUGCUAAUGUUCGAGUAUUCACCGGCAGAGAGUCUUAUUAAUUUCGAAUUACCGUCGAACUUGAAUCCUGACAUCAACGAUUGGCAACUUAACGAUUUAGAUUUUCAUUGCGAUACGUUCGUUCACGGUUUGAAUGACUUUAAUAGAGACAGUUCCACUUUUGAAGAUAGCUCAAAUAUACUUUUCGAUUUCGACGAUUUAGACAAGAAUAUAGAUUUAGACGAUUAUCUUCUUGAAGCAUUGACAAGUGACAAAUCCAAUGAUGUGAUGCAAUCAAGCCGAAAUACUACAGAUGGCGACAGUGACUCUGCUCUAGGAAGGCUAUCUGUUCUCGGGAUCGACUUGGAAUCAACUUGUGUGCAAGAUAUUCAGUACUCUCCCAAUAAAUCAGAAAAAACGUGCGAAAAAGUGCGAUGUUUUACAACAGAAACGAAAGUGCGAACGUGGGGAGAGCCAACAUUCUGUCCAGAAGUCGGUGCGUUCCGGUGUCCGGUGAAAGAAUGCAGUAAAUUAUAUGCCAAAGCGUCGCAUGUUCGCGCGCAUUUACGUCGGCACAGUGGUGAGAAGCCUUAUCGGUGUACGUGGGGGAGCUGCAGUUGGCGUUUUGCUCGAUCGGAUGAGCUAGCGCGCCACCGCCGAAGCCAUUCAGGAGACAAACCUUACCGGUGCAGCGAAUGUGGCAAGAGGUUCGCGCGCUCGGACCAUCUUGCAAAACAUGGACGAGUCCACGCUCGCCGCGCGGCCGCCGCCAUCGCCGCUGCCAAACGAGCGUCUACCCAAUCAUACAGAAAUAGAAGACUGAUGUGAAUAUGUUAUUGCAAUACACCUGUGUUAAAAGACCAUAAAUCGCGCGGGCGCGUUAUAUUUUCUGUUUUAAAUAGUGAAUAUUAGUAAUUAUAAUAAAAUCCGUUACGUACCUACUUAUAACAAACAUUA
Messenger RNA from Melitaea cinxia (Glanville fritillary), 1019 nucleotides. RefSeq names its product Krueppel-like factor 6. Gene Ontology annotation, molecular function: RNA polymerase II cis-regulatory region sequence-specific DNA binding; DNA-binding transcription factor activity, RNA polymerase II-specific. Lineage: Eukaryota; Metazoa; Arthropoda; Insecta; Lepidoptera; Nymphalidae. The transcript has a single exon. Bases 39 to 890 code for a protein of 283 amino acids. The record is from RefSeq and is a predicted model, not a curated record. Gene Ontology annotation, biological process: regulation of transcription by RNA polymerase II.